AUGACGGGGCUGGUCAGUUGCGGCGGCGGCCCUGUUGCGUUGGUGAUCUGCUGUGCUGGUGGAUCAGCAGGCGGUUGUGCUUCGGUUUUUUGGCUCCUGAAAUUUGCGAGGAUCUCGUAUCGUUUUCUGCGUUUCUUGGAUCAAGCUCUUCUAGCGAUGAAAAUCGAAACAAAUCUCGUGCGCAACUGCAAUGCAGAAAUCCUCAUCGAACACAUUCAGUCGGCGCCAGAUCGAAAAACAUUUCUGGAACGUCUGGCUGAAGUACAUGAAUGGCAACCGCAGUUUGGCAAAUCCGAGAUGUCCCGCUGGGCGCAGGUGCUGAACAUGUGUGAUGAUGUCCUGGCAGAUGCAGUAGCUUCCACUGAGGUGCCGGGUUCGCCGAUGGUGAUUGAUCAGAACGGCUCGAUGAUACCACACGUUUCGAUCGUCCUCUCAUUCACCUCCAUGCUUUUCGAGAACACUUUCACUCGAUCUGUUUACGGCUCCUCAGAUGUUAGUUCGUCUGUUGAAGCUGCUGGAUUCGUGCCACAUGGAAGUCGUCGUGGAAACUUUGCGUUUGCUGGUCGUGAUCGGCAAACGUUCGCGUUUCCUGUCGCAGCAUCUGCUUGA
Messenger RNA from Gongylonema pulchrum, 609 nucleotides. The record is from the annotation of a GenBank genome assembly. Lineage: Eukaryota; Metazoa; Nematoda; Chromadorea; Rhabditida; Gongylonematidae.